Messenger RNA from Aphidius gifuensis, 2329 nucleotides. Its product is annotated as solute carrier family 15 member 1-like. The transcript is spliced from 6 exons. Gene Ontology annotation, biological process: transmembrane transport; oligopeptide transport. Gene Ontology annotation, cellular component: membrane. Gene Ontology annotation, molecular function: dipeptide transmembrane transporter activity. The coding region runs from base 223 to 2313 and encodes 696 amino acids. Lineage: Eukaryota; Metazoa; Arthropoda; Insecta; Hymenoptera; Braconidae. The record is from RefSeq and is a predicted model, not a curated record.
AUUAUUAUUAUUGUUUUUUUAAUUAAAGAAAUGUUUUUUGUUAUCUGAGAUUAAAAUAAUUCGGAGAAUAAUUGAUGCCACCGGCACAAAUUUGUUGACAGGAACCAGUAGGUUUGGAGUAGUCGUUUAGAAUUUAACGGGUCAUUUCAAUUCAAGGUGUUGUGUUGUCUAAACUAAACUUGUUUUAGAAUCUAAGUCUUUUAAUUAAAUUGAAAUAUUAAUAUGGAGGAUCAAACUGGCCAACUUACCAAGGUCAAAUACCCAAAGUCGAUAUUUUUUAUUAUCGCCAAUGAGUUUUGUGAGAGAUUUUCGUUUUUUGGAAUUAGAACAAUAUUAUGGCUAUUUGUCAGUACAAAAUUGGGAUAUUCAGAAAAUGUCAGUCUUUCAAUUUACCAUUCAUUUUCUAUGCUCGUUUAUUUUUUUCCAUUAAUGGGAGCAAUUUUGGCUGACUCGUUGCUUGGAAGAUUUAAAACAAUAUUUUACCUGAGUAUAAUUUAUUCUGUUGGACAAAUGAUUUUAUCUGCUAGUACAGUUCCAGAUCUAGGACUACCAAUAAGAGAAUCAUCAUUGAUUGGUCUAUUUUUAAUAGCACUUGGUGCUGGAGGAAUUAAGCCAUGUGUUGCUGCAUUUGGAGCUGAUCAAUUCGUACUUCCACAACAAAGUGAAAGCUUAAAAACUUAUUUCUCCAUGUUUUAUUGUACUGUAAAUAUUGGUGGUGUAAUAUCAGCAGUAUUAACAACUGAAAUUAGAAGCAGAGUUAAAUGUUACGGAGAAGAAGAUUGUUAUUUUAUUGCUUUUUUAAUUCCAACCGUUCUCAUGGGAUUAUCAAUAAUAAUAUUUGGACUUGGAAGACCACUUUACAAAGUUAAAAAACCAGAAGGAAAUGUCGUAUUGAAUGUUAUUAAAUGUAUAUUUUAUUCAAUAUCAAAAAAAAUUAAUUACAAUCAAGAGAAUAGAGUGGAACGUGAGCACUGGCUUGAUCAUGCUGAUGAUAAAUAUGACAAAGCUUUAAUAAGUGACAUUAAAGCAGCACUAAAAGUACUUGUUCUUUUUGUUCCUUUGCCAAUGUUUUGGGCAUUGUAUGAUCAACAAGGUUCAACAUGGACAGAAAUGGCAAAUUACAUGGAUUGUCAAAUUGGAAGUUUCCGUCUUGGUGCUGAUCAAAUGCAAAUAAUGGAUCCAAUACUGCUAGUCUGUUUCAUUCCAAUUUUCCAAACAUUUAUCUAUCCAAUGUUUGCCAGAGUUCGUCUUCUUGAUACACCACUCAAAAAAAUGACAACAGGUGGAUUUUUAGCAGCUAUUGCAUUUUUAAUAUCUGCUGUUGUUCAAUUCCAAUUGGAUACAACUUAUCCAGCUGUUCCAUCAACUGGCUUUGGACAAUUGAGAAUUGUAAACCCUCAAAAUUGCAUGGUACCAAUGACUAUCAAUGGAGAGGCAUUUAACCUAGAGCCAUAUGGAGUGUGGAAUAAUAUUGUCAUUGAAAUUGACGAGAAGAAAACAUUCAAUUAUACAGCUAACUUUGAAUCUUGUGGUAAUCCACGUACAUCUUCUGGUAAAAUUGAUGCUAUUGAAGGGCAAGCAUUAUCCUAUGUCAUUGAGCCGAAUAACUACUUAUACAAGUAUAAUGACAAUGUUAAAAAAACAAAAAAUAGUAAUCCAGCAAUGCGAGUACUUGUUUACAAUUCAAAAAAUGAUAGUCCAACAAAUGUAACAAUGUACAAGAAUGGUCGGAGUGUUCAUGACUUCAAAAUAAAUGGCACAAUGAUUGAGACAGCACCAGCACAAGCAUCACAAAUCAAUGAAUUUGAAGCUGGAACGUACCAAGUAUAUGUAAAUGGACAAAUGUUAACAAAUGAAAUUAUCAUGAAGAUUGGAGGUGUCUAUACACUCAUUGUUGAUAUAGCUCAUGAUUCAAAAGAUCCAAGUGCCAAGUUGUUAACAAUAAGACCACCAAAUUCCAUGCAUGUAUUAUGGCUGAUACCACAAUAUAUUAUCCUGGCAAUGGCUGAGGUAUUGUUUGCUGUUACUGGACUUGAAUUUGCAUUUACCCAAGCACCAGGUACCAUGAAAUCGUUGCUACAAGCAUCCUGGGUUUUAACAACAGCCAUUGGAAAUUUGUUAGUGUCAGUAAUAAGUGCAUUUAAAUUAUUUAACAGCAAAGUUUAUGAAGCAUAUUUUUAUGUUGUUCUCAUGGUUAUUGCAAUGUCUGUGUUUACUUUGAUGACACGUUUUUAUGAGUAUGCUGAUUCUGAAAAGAUUGAAGAAACUGAAGAAAUUCAAAGUUCAUCAGAAGCCAACGAUAAAAAAAAGUAAAGUAAAGUGAAGUGAA